Messenger RNA from Dothidotthia symphoricarpi CBS 119687, 1956 nucleotides. RefSeq lists its product as uncharacterized. The transcript has 3 exons. The record is from RefSeq and is a predicted model, not a curated record. Bases 1 to 1956 code for a protein of 651 amino acids. Lineage: Eukaryota; Fungi; Ascomycota; Dothideomycetes; Pleosporales; Dothidotthiaceae.
AUGUCUUCAAUACUGGGUGGUCAGAUCUUGUCGUUGGGCAAGCGAGCAUCAGGUCCAUACGCUCCCACUUACGCAAGUCUCGGCGGCUUACCUUGGGUGAUUCCUGAUGUGCCCAUUUCGGUUGUCUUACUCGUUCUCUACGUUAUCCUCGGUGCCACCCAUAUAACAAUUCUCAAGAGGAACAAGGGCCGUGGACACAAAUUCAUCUUCAAUGGCGCGUUGUUGGGUCUUUGCAAAGUUCGAACAGUCACCAUGUGCCUGAGGAUCGCAUGGGCAUGCCAUCCGACAAGCAUACGCCUAGCUAUAGCCGCUAACGUCUUUGUCUAUGUGGGAACCAUUAUCUUGUAUGAGAUAAACUGGUUCUUCACACAACGUAUCAUUCGCGCGCAGCACGCCGAAUUUGGGUGGUCCAAGGCCUAUCUUAUAUUUCACCGGGCUGCUGAAGUAUGCUUGGUUUCCUGCCUAAUCAUGCUGAUCGUCGCGUCGAUAUCGCAGUCUUUCACGCUCGACCCAGAGAAGCUCCGAAUCUUCCGAGCCCUGCAACUCACUGGCCAGACGUACUUUUCAGCCUUCUGCUGCGCGCCGCUCGUUGUUGUUGGCCUCUCGCUGCUUUUCCCGCGGCAUGAAGUCGACAAGUUUGGUGCUGGCCGUUUGAGAGCCAAUAUCACGAUUCUUAUCAUUGCGGUCAUCAUUUUGUCGAUCGGACAGAUCUUCCGUUGCGUUUUGGCAUGGCUUCCUCCUUACCACGCGCGCAAUGCCGAGGGCCAGGUCGUCGCCCUGAGAUGGUAUCACACCAAAGUUACCUUCUACAUGCUCAACUUCGCCACGGAGAUCAUCGUCAUCGGCCUUUUCGCCAUAUCUCGUGUCGAUCUACGCUUCCACAUUCCAAACGGAUCCAGAAUGUCAGGUGACUACAGUCGCAGUCGUCUCACAGUCAACAACUUGACCAGCGAAAAGACUCUCAAACAGUCCUCUAUCUCACCAACACUCCAAUCCAAGGCCAGUCUGGUCUCGCCUCAAUCGUCAUGCAUCUUUGAUGAUUCUCGCACUCUGGCUGAAUCGCUACGCCACCCUUCUCCAAACCCGAGAACCUCAGACAGAACAAGCAGUUUCAGGACCAAGCACGCCUCCAGUCGAUCAUCGAUCAACUCGUCGAGAGGAUCACAAUCUUCUCUGGUAAAUUCUGGUCGAGUUACCUUUGUAGACAGCGACAUCCCACCGGUUCCCCAAAUACCCGCAGAGUGGCCGCUCCCCACAACACUAACACCACCUCAAGCAGCCCACAUGUCACUGGAAUCGACAUCAGAGCGAGGCCUCUCAGCACGCAACAGCCACCUCAGCAGCGUCGACACAGAAAACGAGAUCAACACCACGCUCGCCAUCCUAGAAUCCGGCUGUGAGAAGUCCAGACGCAUGUCAAUCAGCUCCGCGAAAUCCAGCCGGCCUCUAUCCUCACAUAGCAUAUUCUCCCGCCAGACCUCCCACAAACUACCCGUCGACGCGCCACCGACGCCCAAGAUAGGCCCCGUCGCCGAUCACCAGGGCGGCGAGGAUGCAUCCCCUGAAUCGUUCAUUCUACAGCAACUCCCCCCGCUCCCAACCCAAACCUCGCCUCCCCAAGACGCACAAGACGCACAAGAUGCACAAGACACGCAAGACACACAAAGCGUUCCAACAGAAGGCAGCCCAGACCUCGUAGAACUGCCCGCCUCCUACCCGCAGCCGGAAACAACUGACUUGCACCGCUACCCCGAGUUCAGCUCCCUAGCCAACCAGGAGAAUGGGUCACAGGCAGUAGCCCCAGGCUCGCGCUCCUCGCUGCAAAGCAACACGACUGCGACCUCUGACCCAGCGAGGGCAGGCGUCGAGGUGCGGAAGUUCAGCUGUGAGGUUCGCCCACGGUCUGUGCCGCCUCCGUCCACAGCGGAUGGUGACGAGUUGUGGCUGCAGUAUUAG